Molecule: messenger RNA, 5209 nt
Organism: Nematostella vectensis (starlet sea anemone)
Lineage: Eukaryota; Metazoa; Cnidaria; Anthozoa; Actiniaria; Edwardsiidae
Exons: 10
Coding region: 344-2215 (623 amino acids)
Source: RefSeq, a predicted model, not a curated record
UAUAAAUCAUUCAUGUCAUCGUGCCAUUUUUGUUAUUUUAUCAGAUUGAUCACCAUUUUCGUAAUUUCUAAAUUUUAAUAAACAAAAAUGCUUAUUUUGCUUUGAAUUUAGGUUAAAGAUGAAAAUGAAAUGAAGAUGUUAUUGCGUUUAUCUAAUAUAGACCCGUUAAAUGAAGUUUUCUAGUUAAUGAGGCUCUUUGACGUAUCUAUGACUCUGAUUUCUUUUGUUUGCGUUGUGUAGGAGCCUACCGACGAUAAUACGCACACGGGACAUCAGCGCUGGUGUUGAGCGACUGAAUAUCAGUUCUAGAGACUAGAGUCCAAGACAUUGGUGGAAAGGAAAAAUGAAAACGAAGCUGGUUUUGGUCUAUUUUUGUAUCGCUUGGGUGACGCUUGCGAUAUAUGCCGGUAACCUGGCACUUCGCCAACCAACCGCUUCUUUGAAUUCUUGGAAUAAUCUAGCACACCCUAGUUUGGCAACAGACGGUAAUGAAAGGUCGACAUUAUCCCAAUAUAAUGAAUUAUGGUGCUCUGCAACUUCACCUGACGCUACUCACGGUGGAUGGUGGCGGGUGGACCUGGGGCGAACCUACGUGGUUGAUGAAGUUUUCAUUAUAUCAAGGACUGAUGGUUUUCCGGAAAGAGCUAAUGGAUUAGAAGUCAGAGUGGGGGACAGCCUUGACAAAAAUGGGACAGAGAAUGCCAUUUGUGGAGAGAAAAUAAGCACUGGACCAGUCAACAAGCCUAUCUACUGCAGGCCGGGACUUCGAGGCCGCUAUGUCGUUCUAUACAUCCCAGCAGUAAAUAGCAGAAUAGAGAUAUGUGAGGUCAAGGUCAACGUGAACCCUAACGCAAAUCUUGCAUUGAGCAAAUCCACUGCCCAGUCAGCUGUUGCGAAUAAUGGUGUUGCUUCACGAGCUGUUGACGGUAACACAGAUGGCAAAUGGGAUCAUAGCAGCUGCACGCAUACGCCUUCCGAAGCCAACCCGUGGUGGCGCGUGGACCUGGGUACCACUAAACCGGUCUUUGAAGUGUUCCUGGUGAAUCAAUUGACUUCGGAAAGGCUACAUAACGCUGAGAUCAGAGUUGGCGAUGAUCUGACUGAUAAUGGUAACGCCAACCCUCGCUGCGGAGACAUGUUUUCCUUGGCCGGACUACAUAAGCUAUCCAUCUACUGCAAGCCGAGAAGAGCAGGACGCUACGUGAACGUGCGUCUCGUUGGAUCUUGGGUGAUACUCACCCUGUGCGAGGUUGAGGUGUACUCAGAAGGCAAAGCAAUAAUUCCCAAUAGACCGCCACCUGAAAUGAUUAUUAUCUACGAUCUUAAGCCGUUCAACCAAUCAAUCAAUCUAACCUGCCCUGAGCACUACGGGUUCCCUGUGCCAGAUGUGGCCUGGGUACUGAAUGGCAAAGUGUACCAAAACAGCACGAGUAGUCACUUCCGGACACCAGUAAUGGACAAGACGUUUGCAAAUUUGACAUGGGAGUGCAUUGUGUCGAACAAACACGGCUCUGACUUCUACCAGUUUCCUGUUGAGCUCCGUAGUCAUUUUGCCAUGUGCAAAGCGCACAAAAACGUCCAAGUAACCACGAGAGGAGUUUUUCAUUCUGGCACUAAUGAACAUGACCGUGGAAUGGAUUUCGCAAAAUGGCGCAAAUUUCAAAUGGACGAUCUCUCACCAAUGCAGAUCCCCGAGUCGUGCAUCCCGAUUAAUCGAUGCUCUACUAAGGCUACUGGCUGGAUGACGCAACCUCACCCAGACGCCCGCGAUGGUGUGGUACAGAGGACGGUGUGCUUCCACUGGGAUGGUGAUUGCUGCCAUUAUCAAGUGUCAAUCAUGGUUCGCGGUUGCCUUGGAUACUACGUAUACAAACUACCUAGUGUCAACUUUACAAUCAAUGCCAAAUAUUGUGCAGAUUUUCCCAAGAAGAAAAACAAUGGUAACGUUAUUAUGAUGUCACAGUACGCACCGCAAACCAAUCACGGCUAUGCAUUACAAGGUCACGUGGUAGCCACAGAGCAGGACGUCACGGAGGGUGAUUGCGUUACAUAUUGCUCCCUCGAUUCCAGGUGUCAGUCCAUAAAUUACUUCGAAGACGGCGCUCUUUGCGAGAUCAAUAACUCCACAAGGCACGAGAGCGCAGAUGAUUUGGUGACGAAAGCAGGAGCUGUUCACUACGAACCUCUACUGUUUGACCAGAUUACUUAUAACUGAUGCCCACCACCACGAAGACUACCUUGUCCCAACCUCGUUUCCAGGGUCCUCUCCCUUUCCUACGUUGCCCUACUCAAUUUUGAAGGGAGCAUUUUUUGUUUGUUUGUUUUUAUUCAAUUUUCAUCAUUUAUAGCUCAUGACCCCCAAUGUUGUUCCCCUUUUUUUCCUUUUCAAGUUCAUUAGUAUGGCGAUUUUGAACGCAAUUUUGAAGUUUGUUGUUCACCCCCCAUUUUUCAGGCUGAUUUUCGGCCCAUUCGUUGUGUUGGUAUAUUCUUAAAACAUCCCAAUCCAAAAUGACUGAUUACAAAGCCAUUUCAAAUAUUUUGUUGAAUGUACAAUGCAAGGUCUUCUGUGAGAUAUUAGCGUAUUUCUUAGAUAUCUCAAAAGAACAGCAAGCAAUUGUAAGUGUUACUUAAUUUUUACUCAAAUUGACAUUUUCGUCCAUCAAAUUGAGCGGAAUGAGGUAGUCCUUAUGGCCCUGGGAAACAUUUUUAUACACAAAGAACCUUCAUGCAAAGAACGGUCAAGCCUAUCAAAGACCGAGAAAGGGAGCUUGCCCCCUUUCCAUUUUGAAUUGUUGAACCUCGUUGCCUCUUACGGAAUGGUCCGUGACCAUACCUGUCUGCAUCUUUUUGCAUUAUACAGGAUUCACUAACAGUCAGAAGCAAUACGAUGGUGUGUGUCACGUCAAUGACGACGGUUCAACGAACCAGGGCUUCUUAGCCCGACAUCGUGGUCGCUGUACUACAUGAUUUUUCUCAUGUCUCAAAAAAGCAUUAGAAAAUAUUUCACGCAUGAGUGGCAUCGUGUAUGAUUUGCAAAAAAAAAAAAAAAAAAUACACACGUUACAAUGGCACACAGAAGCCAGACUAAGCAUCUUAAGAUGCAAGGAACCAAAGGCCACAAAAGACAAGCACCUUGGCUCUUGCUAUAGAAAACGUAACGAGCUCUUGAGAUGUACGGGGCUGCCACUUCAUCAACAGCUACAAUUGCACUAGUCUUCUCUUCCCCAAGCUAGUCUCGGUUUGCUUUUCUAAUUCGGAUCUAAAAUGGCGGAAAGUCGAAAAUCUGACAAGUUGAGGGGGGAAAUAUGAGUGCCCAGCAAAGAGACGUCUGGGGAUGACGUUAUGGAGUCCCGGUAUUUCUUACGUCGAGACUCUUGACAAGGCCUUUGAAACCAAUACAUAAAGGGACCGCUGUUCUCUCCAAUAAUGUUAAUAGGACGUUAAACUAGUUAUUACAACACACACGGAGGAUGUCUCUGUUGGAGGCCAAUCAUUAAUAGGCAAGAUAUCAAGAUUUCGGGUACACCAUUGUCGCUAGGCAAGAUAUCAAGAUUUCGGGUACACCAUUGUCGCCAGGCAAGAUAUCAAGAUUUCGGGUACACCAUUGUCGCCAAGAACAACGAUAAACAAGAAUGACAUCGUGUGGCAUUGUAAGUAAACAAGAUAACAAUAUUUGGGUUACACCAUUAUAGCCAAUAACAACAAUAAACAGUGCGAGCUCGUGUGGCAUUAUAAAUAGAGUAUCAAGACUUUGUUGGGUUACACCAUCGUCGCCAAAACAAUGAUAAACAUGAAUGAGUUCGUUUGUAAUUGUAAACAUAGACAUCGAGAUAUCGAGAUUUGGGAACACCAUUGUCGCCAAUAACAAUGAUAAACAUGAAAGAGUUCGUGUGUUUUUGUGAAUAUUGACAUCGAGAUAUCGAGAUUUGGGGAACACCAUUGUCGCCAAUAACAAUGAUAAACAUGAAGGAGUUCGUGUGUUUUUGUAAAUAUAGAAAUCGAGAUUUGCCGAACACCAUCGUCGCCAAAACAAUGAUAAACAUGAAUGAGUUCGUGUGUCAUUGUAAAUAUAGACAGCGAGAUAUCGAGAUUUGGGGAGCACCAUUGUCGCCAAUAACAAUGAUAAACAUGAAGGAGUUCGUGUGUCAUUUUAAAUAUAGACAUCGAGACUUCUAUAGGAGACGUAAGGUCCCUGGGCCCUCCGCUUUCUGUCCAAUAAAAAACCAGGUACUGAAUGUUAUAUACCUUAUUACACUUAAUUUUCGCGUCACUUUAAUAUUGCGAGUUUCGCGAUUUUUAAAGAUUCGCGAAAAUUAAGUGUCGCGCAAAUUAGGAUGCGCGAAAAUUAAGUGAGUACACAAGAAGCCUUUGGGGGAAUAUUGGCCGUUUAAUGGAAACACUUUGUCUAUUUAGUCAUCUAAUGUACAUAUAGUACGGUAGAUUUUUAUGAGUCUAAAUUUACCCCACGCAUCAUUCCACACAUUGUUUCAGUUUUGAUGAUUACAGCACAUUUUAAUCCCAUUUGUUUUGCUUGGUUUUAUUAUCCCAAAAUCGCGAAAAUAAAGAGAUCUGAUUCUUACAAAAAUUUGGUAAAUAAUGUGGUAUCGGGAAAAUACCACCGUUUUGACAUCUCUCUCUAUAAUGCUCCAGGAAAACCGAAAAAACCUGGAGCCGUGUGUAAGAAUAAUAGGAGGCGACAGGUUGUCUAUCCCAGUACCUAAACAACUAAUUUAUCGAGUAUUUCUUCAUUCUUGUAUUUCGCCCCUCUGGACCUAAAGAACACCAUCACGCGAUAAGUCUUAGAAAUAACUGCACUUAGGUGUCUCAGGUAAUGUUUCGGAUCGGAGAAAAGGUAAAAGAGAGAUUCAUUGCGUGUGAACUCCCGAUGCCAAAGUUAAAUAUCGGCCCUAUAAUCAAAAGGAAACUUGUCAUAUUUAACCCAUAAACUGACAACUAUAGUUAACUAAACUAUACAAUUUUGGCGCAGACGUGGUUUGCCCUUGUGGUCCAAUUCAAACAAAAUAAGUUUAAAAAUACACGUCGUGGAAGAAAAACAACCUACACUGCUGGAUCGCAAACAGAAUGUAUGUAGAGCAAAUAAAAAGGGAAACGUUUUAUUCCGGUUAUCUUAAUAUUAUAUUUGUGUUUCUCUCACGUUGUGAGUCUUGUACAACAUCGUUGUCGAGAGGAAUAAACCGGUACCUCCACC